Molecule: messenger RNA, 3258 nt
Organism: Necator americanus (New World hookworm)
Lineage: Eukaryota; Metazoa; Nematoda; Chromadorea; Rhabditida; Ancylostomatidae
Exons: 27
Coding region: 1-3258 (1085 amino acids)
Biological process (GO): proteolysis; protein side chain deglutamylation
Molecular function (GO): zinc ion binding; metallocarboxypeptidase activity
Source: RefSeq, a predicted model, not a curated record
AUGUCUAAUCGAGGCUUUGGCCAUGGAUCUACUCCGAAGGAUAGAGAUUUGUUGCCCUUGGUGAAAUCCGUUGUUGAUGCUUGUAUCUCCAGAAGCACUGAAGAUCAGAGAAAGCUAGCUGAAUGUCUCAAUCGAGUAUGGAGUGGAACCGCUGACACUUCGACAGCAGUCGAAUAUUACAUUCCAAAGAAACGCUCUUCGGACGGAGAUCCGCUCAGGAAUUUGCUUGGAGCUCUCGAAGCAUGCACAGAUGACUUAUGCCUUGCGGUGAUAUGCAAACUUAUUCAUGAUUCAAUCAGUGUUGGUUCUAUCAAAUGUCGACAGAAGAGACAUCGGAAACUAAUAAAAGCAGAUGCAACGUCUGUUCUCUUGCGUACCUUACGUUUUCGUCUAAAAGACGUUAUUUCUCAAAAAGACUGCGCAAGAACAGACGGUAGUUCUGCGACUCAAAAUUCUGAUGACACUGUUGCUGCGCUUGUACUUGCAGUUGGAGCUAAAGACUGCCGACUAUCUCUAAAAAUUCGCGUUGGUGGAGUGCUACAGAUGCUUUGUUCAUUGAUGGUUAGCGAAUGUGAAGAUCCUCUUAGUUUAACUAUGGCCAGGCUUUUAUGUCGGUCGCUGCGAUCACCAAGAAAUGCACAAUUGGCUGGACGUCACCGCGGAUUUACUGCAAGUCUUCUAGUUCGAAUCUCGUCGUUAAAAGCGAAGGACAGUGCGCAAUGUUUACUCCUUGCGCGCUAUCUUGAAGUUCUCUUCUCCAUCACGAAAAAUCGAAAAACUCGAGUUCAUCUUGUCGGAGAGAGCGUCAUCGGCUAUAUCGUCCCUCUUAUUGAACGACAUUUCUGGAGGAGAAAAGUGAACAAUCGUGAUCACGACUGUUCCAUGGCCGAGAUCCAUUCCGAGAUCUGCCUCAUUUCUGUUGCUUUGCUCAGGCUACUCUCUAAUAACAAGCGGGCCAAGGCACAACUAAUAUCUUGUGAGGUGUUGGCGUUGAGCGAAAAAAUCAUGAACGAGCUCGAGAACGAAGAUCUCAUAUUGUCAUCAACUGCCUCUCAUCUGCAGAAUUCACUCUGUGCGCUCUGCCUUCGCUGUCUUCCUCCAGUCUGUUUUCCUAUUGCUGGUAGAUGUUUUCCUUUCAAAUGCACUCUACCAAAUCUGGCUAGCCCCACGAGAAAAAGACGUUCUUCAAAAUCACCUCAAAAACACCGAACAGAUGUUUCCUGUGGUCGAACUGCAGGUCAAUCUGUCGAGAUGUAUGAAGCGGAAAGCAGUGAUGAAGAUGGAGAUUUCGAAGAGGACGAAGUGUUUUCGGAAUUUCGCAGAGACGAUGAAGAAUUUAUUUGCGACGUGGACUACGAAAGUGAUGGUUUGAAAGAGAAUCAUUCUAUCAUAGUGGAUGUUGUUCAUUUUUUACUUGCUCAAGUUCGUAGCAGCUAUAAGAAAAUGUCAGAUGAGAUGGCGUCGCUUGCUUCAAAGAGAAGAAAGAUGGAUAUCCCUCGUACUCAGCUUAAAAUCUCUGAACUCGACCCAUACAAAUGUUGUUUUGUUGAGUAUCAGCAUGGUGCUGUAGCGAAACGUCGUACUGCGUUCGUUUCUCAUCAAACAGUUUUUCAACAGAAUGCGCAGACUACUCGAUCCGUCAUCCCGUUCGUAAAAAUUGCUUUCCCGGAAAUGCAGAACCCUGACGUCGACAUGCCACGGCAAUCGUUGUGUGACAGUAGGACCAGUUUGAGAGAGUUGGUUGUUCACGAAAUAGCUCGUGCUCGAACAAGCAACGAUUUCCGAUAUCGUGUUGUUUUUGAUUUGGAUCGGUUUGCAACUGAGGAAGAAACAAGUCGAACACCUUCAGUCGUUCUCUCCAACGACGACUCUGCUAGAGUUGGCCGUGUUGAUCCGAAUGUUGAUCAUCUUCUUUUUGAGAGUCGUUUCGAAUGUGGAAAUCUGCGUAGAGUCACUCAGGUUGGCCCUACUCAUUACGAGCUAAUUUUAUCUCCUGAUAUCAACCAGAAAAAGGAGCAUUUUCAGUGGUUUUAUUUUGAAGUGUCAAAUAUUGUAAAUAACAUUAAUUACACAUUUGAAAUAAUCAACUGCUUGAAGAGUACUUCUAUGUACAGUAAAGGUAUGCAGCCGGUUAUGUAUUCCGUUCGUGAUGCUCUCGCUGGUCGAGGCGGAUGGGUGCGUGCAGGGGAUUCCAUCUGUUACUAUCGUAACUUAUAUACUCCUAAUGAGAAAGAAGAAGAAGAAAGCAAAUCUAGAAAACGUGGAUUUUACUCGAUUCGGUUCAACAUAACGUUUCAUAACAACGGUGAUAUAUGCUACUUCGCUUAUCAUUUCCCUUACACCUUUUCUUAUUUAAAGACAACCAUAUCGAGAUGUCUGUCAUUAAUACCGUCGAAUUUGUACUACUCAUAUGAUGCCCUAGGGGAAUCCCUCGGAGGAAAUCCUUUGCAUUUACUCACUGUCACCUCACAAGGAUCUUUAGAACAAAUCACUAAGAAGAAUAUAGUGUUUUUGAGUUCACGAGUGCAUCCAGGAGAAAGCAAUUCUAGCUGGAUGAUGCAUGGUAUUCUUGAAUCACUAUUAACGUCAGUCGAUCCUCGAAUUGAAGAACUGCGAUCUAGAUUUGUUCUGAAGAUCGUUCCCAUUUUGAAUCCAGACGGAGUAAUUAAUGGCAGCCAUAGAUGUUCUCUUUCUGGAGUCGAUUUGAAUAGAGUUUGGGACAAACCUAGCCGGAUGUUGCAUCCAGAAAUAUAUCAUUCAAAGGCGAUAAUUCAGUACAUGUGCGAUAUUCUAAAGCGUCCACCAUUCGUCUUUGUUGAUUUGCAUGGUCAUUCUCGCAAGGCCAACGUUUUCAUGUUCGGCAAUAACCCCGAAGAAUCAUGGCGUGACGAAGACAAGACCAUGCAUCAUGACUACGAGUUUAUGACAUUGCCAGAGGUUAUGGAGCAGAGAUCACCCGCAUUCUCGUUCAACCUUUGUCAGUUCGGAAUUACAAAAGGAAAAGAAUCCUCAGCCAGAGUAACCGUAUGGAGACAGUUUGGAGUAAACAAAGCUUACACAAUGGAAUCAACAUAUUCAGGGUUCGAAACUGGUGCAUACAAAGGAUUUCAGAUCGGUACAAAGGAUCUUAAAGAGAUAGGGCGUGAACUGUUGUUCGGGAUUCUCGAUUUAUGGAAAUUAUCUCAUCAGUCUCGGAAACAAAUCAAGGUUGCAACAAGAAGGAAGGCAAGCAAAGAAGCAACAAAUUGCAAAAAUUAG